CAGACACCCACGGAAACGAGCGCGUCACAACCGCCGCGGGCGGGGCGGAGGCCGCCUCAUGGAUGCAUCCACAUGCUGCGCAUGAUCAAGAAGGGAAUUCUUGCACCACACUUUUUAUCUCGCCAUGUCUACACCACUGCCACCACCAGGAACCACGAUGCCUUUGUGCUGCUUCAACGGAUGCCCCAACUUGGCGCUGCCCGACCACAUUGACGGCAAGUGCGAAGUUCACAAGCACAAGGGCAAAUGCCGGGCCCCAAUGUGCGGCAACCAAGUGUACGCUCGCCACCUGUGCGUACGACACGGAGCAAAGCGGAGAUGCCAAGUGCCCGACUGUUGGGCGAAUGCCCGUCGCGGCAACUAUUGCAGCCGCCACGGUGUCCCUGCCUUUCGCAAGAGCUGUAUCGAGGAGGGAUGCUCCAAACAUGCGCAGCGGAAUCAAAGGUGUGUUGCCCACGGCGGAGGAAGGAGAUGCAAAGCGAACGACUGCACGCGAUGCGCCCGAUCCGGAGGGUACUGCGCCCGACACGGCCGCGAGCUCAUCCAGCAAACGUCGCUACUAGCCAGCACCGACCACAUGGACCCUGUUGUGAUAUCGACCAGGCCCCUCGACGUGGACGACGACGAGGCCAAGGAUGUCGAAGUCGAGCCGAUCCAUGACUUUAUGGAAGUCGACGCCGUCGUGUUGGGGUAUUUUCUUCGAUAACUAAUGGGCAAAACCAGAUUCGAG
Messenger RNA from Aphanomyces invadans, 730 nucleotides. RefSeq lists its product as hypothetical. Lineage: Eukaryota; Oomycota; Saprolegniomycetes; Saprolegniales; Verrucalvaceae. The coding region runs from base 125 to 706 and encodes 193 amino acids. The record is from RefSeq and is a predicted model, not a curated record. The transcript has a single exon.